UUUUGAAUUAUUGUGCAUUAUUUAAAAUGGCGGCUCUCAUUGUUGUGGAAACGAUAUUUACUCCAUGAGUUUAUCAAGUUUACAUUCAACUCUGUCAGUGUAAAUAUAACUAAUUUAUGUAUUAUACCUUAGACUGUAAGUAAUAAUAUUUUGUAUGAUAGUCCAUUAACAUAUUUAGAGGAAAUAUGUAUUUAGAUGGAAACUAUGUGCACAGAUUGUGAAAAACAAAGCAUAUGUGGUCUCAGUCGAGAUGUAACUGUCAACAAUUGACCAUGUCUUCAUUGCUACUAACCCAGCUUGUCAGAAAGCAUUUCUGUUUACAUUCCCACAACUUUUUUUUGUAUUUCUGUCUUUAAAUCCUUUCAGUAACUGUCUCUUUAUUUACAUAUGCAAAUCCGAUUUAUACUAAGUUAUUUUCCAAUGUAAGCCCUGUUAUUCUUCCCUCAUCAAGAAAAAAAAAGUGAGAAGAAAGAAACCCCCAUCUUGUGUAUUUCAUGUAAACUGUAUAGUGAUUAGUCGUCGCAAUGUCCAACCCCGCUGUUUGCUCAGAUGUAUCGGACGCGGUUGAAUUAAGUGAACAAUUCAACCUCUAUUUAAAACCUAUUGCCCGGAUAAAUGUGUCCGUACAACUACCUCAAUUGAAAUGUCCUGGCAAAACAAUUUCCAAUUGGGAGGUGAUGGAGAAAGUGAAAAACAUGAUCAAACCGCAUAUUUUUACAUCGCUGAAAGUAACUAAAAGUACUCUCGAUUUUAUUCGACUUGAGGGAGAAGCUGAAAACAAAAGCCAUGUAAAGGUUCUUUUAUUGAAAUUAGAUGGUAAAUCAAUUAAACUUAGUGGAUUUUCAGACACACUGCGUGUAAGGGCAGCUCCAGCCAAGAUUCAUUUCCCAACUCGCCACGAUAUGGCUUCUUAUUUCAGAGAUGCAAAGAAUAUCAACGAAAUGAAGCCUGGAGAAAGACCUGAUACUGUCUACUUCAAAGAUUUGCCAACAAGAUGGUUUACUGCUCAGAACGAUUCCAACAAAGACAAGCCCAGUGAAACGGUAUUAAACUCUGUAUUUAGUGUGUUUGGUGAAAUCCGAUGUAUAGAUUUACCGGUUUUAGAUCCGUACCGAAAACAAAUGACAGAAUCAAAGCCAGGCACUAUACAAACGUUUUCAUUUGGGCAAGAUUUGACAUUUGAAGCGUAUGUACAAUACAAGGAAUAUGUCGGUUUCAUCAAAGCUAUGGACUGUCUUCGUGGAAUGAAAUUGAUGUACAGAGGAGAAGACAAAGCUUUGACUGCAAAUAUCAAGGUUGACUUUGAUAAAACUAAACACCUCUCAGAGAAAGCCAUUCGAGACAGGAAAGCUGAGCGAGAAAGAUUACAAGCAGCAGAGAGGGAACGUGUUGAACAAGAAAGGCGUAAAAAAGAAGAAGAAAUUAGACAAAAGGAAAAAGAAAGACUAAGAAUUGAAUAUGAGAAACGAGAAAAGGAGCGCAAACUUGCAGAAAAACUACAACAACAGGAACUGCGUCGGCGCGAGAGGGAAGAGAAACGUCGGCAGAAACAAAUUGCUAAACGCAAGCGAGAAGAGGAGGAAAAAGCUAGUCUCAAAGUUGCCCAAGAGAGCCGUAAGCUGUUGAUAACUCAACGUAAACUGGAUUCUUUACGCUUAAUGAAUGAAAUAUUCAACAAUGUCAAGACUGUGAAGAUGAAAGAGAACGAACUUCAACAGCAAGCAGCUCAAGAGAAAGAAAAACUGAGACAAAUGGAAUUGAGCAAACUGAAACAAAUUGAGGAGGACAAGAAACGAGUCGAAGCUGAACUGAAGAAACAGAUGGACAUGAAAGAACAAGAGCGAGUACUUCGCGAAAGACUUCUUCGGAAAAGGCAAGCUGCUAAAGAUCGACAAAAGGAGGAGAACCGUGAGGCUUUACGGAUGAAACUUACUCAAAGUACUGUUCGCUUAAAGAGUGCGGUUGUUAUGAAAAGAUAACACUGCUCUUGUCUGGCUUUUAACCCUUUGGCAUUCAGAUUACUCUGUCAAAUGUAAUGCUUAUUUAUUCAUAUUAUCUUGAAUUAAUCAUGCAUUAUUUCCUAGCUUCAAGAUUCCAAUGAUGUAAUUAUUUUUAGAACAACAUUGUAGGGUUGAUGUAAGAGGCCAGAUCUAGCCAGUUUAAAUGAGAAACAGGUAAAAACAUUUGGGCUGGAUGUGGCCAGUUUAAAUGCUAAAGGGUUAACUGAUAUUUCCAUCUACAGAAAUGAAAGGUCAAGCUAUUUAAGGUUAAUGCUUAUUUAUUUUUAGUUGAAAACUUUGCAGUUUUACUUAAUGUAUUAUUUUCAUUUCUAACUACCUUUCCAAUUAUAAUCAUUUACUUUCUUAUUUGAUUUUAAAUGUCUGCAUUGCAAAUGAGAAAGUUCUGAAUAUAUUGAAGCUGUUUGCUGCUGGUUACGAAUGACAUAAGUUUAAUGUGAGGCAAGGCACAGAGUUUUAAUUUCAUUGGUGAAAACUUGGUACCAACCCACUUCAGCAAAUGGAUAGAAAUAUAAGUAUCAGACUAAAUGAUUCUCGUUUUAGAGGAGUUGAUCUCAAAACUGUGAAAAAUUAAAUCAUAUACCAGCUUAUAUUUGACACUGCAGCACAAGAGUGCUUUUCCUAAUUUUCCCUUUUUUUAUGCUAAGUAUCAGGUGGAGAGAAGAUAGUAUUCAAAAGUUGGCCUCUUAUCUAUUUUACUAUUGUGACUCCUCCUCAUAACAAUAAUUGUUCCAAAAUGUGUAAAUGCUAAUCCAAAUAUAUAAAAUCCAUGCUUGCAUUGAAUCAUAAAUAUGAAUUGAUCAAAAAGAUAAAGGCCAAACUUCAAACUGAGAUCCAAAGUCUAAAAAAUUCAUAUUUUUUGAAAACUAUGUUGUGUACAUUAUUUACAUGAUUUGAACUAUUUCACUAAGACUACACCAAGUUUUAUUUGAGGUCCAUCCCAUUCUGUAUUUCUUGAGAAAAACACAGCUUGGGAAUUAUUUUCUUUGAAAUGUUAUAAAAACUAAAUUUUAUAUUAUUUUAUUAUGUUUCUUUUGCCCUAUUUGUAAGGUGUACAAGCUUUGAAUACGUUACAUGUUAAUAACUAAAUGUCCAAAAUGAUGAAUGGUAGAGCAUCAGAAACAAUCCAACUUAAAUGCUGGAUACUGCUGAGGGUUUAUUCAUGAUAUGUGUUGUAAUUAGGGAAUCCAUUGCUGGGAUGAGUGUUUACAAGAAUAUUUAUAUGGAUAAUUCUUUGAUUUGGUAGUAACAAUUUUAGGAAGUGCUAAAUGAUUGCCCAACAAUAAAAAGAACUUGUAACAGUUGUAACAGCAACAGAAAACAUUCAAUGAAAAUAUUUAUGAGAUUUUUGUGCACCACACCUAAUAUGCUUAAUCAUUCAAAAGUUUUUUUUAAGAACUUCACAUUAUAAUACUUCAACGAACCAAUUUCAAUACAUAAAGAUAUAAAGUAGCCAAUUGAUUUCCAGUUAAAGCUAUUUCACUUGUUUUGUUGAUAUUUGUGAGGUCAGUGUUAAUCUUAGAACAACACAUUCACCCUUGUUUAAAAUCUAAAGCUUUGUGUCUCUUUAAGAAAUCAAGAUCUCGCACACUGUAACAUUCCAGAAACUUUUAUUUCUGUAUGUGAAGGUCCAAUCUAGGGAUCAAGUUUUGACUUUUCCUUUUCAUUAGUGAUGCACAUGCAGUAACCAACAUACUAUAUUUUAUUGAACCAACUAAAUGCCAUAUAUAUAUAUAUAUAUAUAUAUAUAUAUAUAUACACACACACACACACACACACACACACACACACACAUGCGCACACACACACAACACUAAGUAUUUUGCCAUUUGCUACAGACCUUAUCUUGAUCAGAACUUAAUUCCUUAUUGUAGUUUAAUUUAUAUUAAGCCUUUAAAUUGGAAUUUGUGGGAAACAAAAGUUCACUAAUUCUCUUAACUAUUAAAUAACCUAAAACUAACAUUCAAUAUCACAGAAAUGCUUUAACAUGCAGUAUUAAGUAUCAGUUUACUAUAUUCUUGGAAAUAAGAAUAUAUCAAAUGGUUUUAUUAUAAUCUGUUAUAUUAUGAAAGCAGUUUUAAAAAUUUCUUUCACCAUUGCCUUUUGUUUGUGGUAUUUUAUAAGAUUUAUGGCCCAUUUAAGAAAAAAACAUUUUAUUGAAGAACCUUUUGCAUGUUUUUUCUUUUCCACUUGAUUCCUCAUUGUCUUAUAGAAUUUUCUCACUUCCUUAUGUCUAACUUGCAAUUCUAUUCAACAUAAAUUUUAUAGAGAAAGCUUUGGAAUAUAACAUUCUUUUUUCAUCCAAUGCCACUUUUAUCAUUCCAUUUUUCUAUAAAUUUCAAAGACCGUAUCAUGUAAUAUAAUUUUUUUAAAAAUUUUCUUUGCAUUCACUUUUAAAUACAUGUAUAAAUAUCGGGUUUCCUUCAAGACAUAUCAAACUGCAGUAAUUCUCUUAUAGUUAUUUCUGUUUUUUAGUGGUUAAAAUGCUGUUUACAGUGUUCCAACUGGAAACUGGAAAUUUCAUGCCAUAAAAAUGCCUCAUCUCAUAAGAACUUCAAAUCCUGGCCAUUUGUUCUGUAAAUCGUACUGUGUUUUUGUUGCACAUCAGAAGUCUUAGGACAUUAUUUUACUUUGUGGUUGGGAAAGAAUCUCAAAGUAGAAAAAGUUCCAUGUAGAUUUAGGAAAGCAAAAUUAGACAAAUUGUUUUAUAUAGAUUUUGAGGGUGUAUGUCAAAUACAGACAUGAUAACAUGAGAAAAAGAGGCUGUAACAAGUGGGUUAAGGUUGUGGUGGUGGUAGAAAUAGAGAUAGAAGGAAGUGAGAGCUCAACGGCAGUUUUCUUAUUGAGCACUGGGGAAUGAAGUCAUACCUAAAUCAAGUUGCCAUUGAGAUAAAGUGUUAAAAGAUAACUGCGCUGCAUGUUUGAAACUUAUAUUGUGGCACGUGUGUAGAAUUGAGUGUGGAAGUGAAAAGGCCAAAAUUUAUAGUAAAUGUGUUUUAAAGAAAUGAGAAUAGUAGAUAUCUUUCAAAUUGUAAUUUUGACCAAUAAUCAUUGCCAUUGAUUCAAUCCAUGAGAAUGUCUGAGUGCUUGCCACAUUAAGAUGCUUGGCUGAUCUAUGUAAAAAUGUAAAUUGAUUCAAAUCUUCACAUAUCGUUUUUUUGUUUUUGUUAAAAUAAUCAGUGUAGUAAAGCACUCUUAACCUUAUCUUUUUUGACUGGGCUGUUCUCUAGUAAUUUUCAGAUUCCUUAUUACUACAUAUAUACAUAUACUUUAGCUGGGACUGAAUUCAGAAAUGUAUUUAUUUUUAAUGUGCAUAGAGGAUAAGUUUUAAAACUUUGCAUUACAAUAUAGGUUAGGAGUUCAGUCCUACUUGCUGUCUAUAUAUAUAAUUAAGAAUAUGGACAUGAGAUAGAUAUUAGACUGACAGAAAUGUGGCUUAGGUCAGAACACAAAAGCUGAGGUGAUUUGUGUGAAAAACAUGUAGUACUUGUAGCUUUUAAAUUACUUAAAAUGUAUUCUUAUGAUAAUAUUACUAUAAUAUAGCCUUUUUGUUGGACUGGAUUCAUGCUUGAUUGUCUAAAUGCUAUUUCAAAUGUGUCUGAUUUGUACUGCAAAAUAUCUUUUCCUUUAGUGUCUGCAGUUCAGAGAGUUAAGUGUCUUCUCCAACAUUAUAGUAUCAUUGAUAGACCAUGAAAUCAUGCCCAACAGAGCGAGAGUUUAGUAUUUCAGUAUUUCAUCUUUUUUUUCUUUUUUUUUCAUAAUUAUUCCACAGUCAAGUUGGUAAAAUCUAUUUCACUAUUUAGUUUUCAUGACUGUCAUAAUGAACAGAAGUCAUCACUAAACAAUUGCUAUCAUAGUUUGUGUAAAGGAUUUAUUAAUUUUCCUCAAGUACCACCAAACUAGAUCUUCUAAAUGUUUCCACCAAUAAGGACAAAUAUUUAUUUAUAUUUUCUUCACUUUUUAUUUUAUAUUUAUAGUAAAAGAAAAAACAAAAAAACUGCAAAGUUAUUUAUUGAAUUCCUUUUUUUUUUUUAUAAAAUAAAUUGUAACAUGGAAGUUAUUUUUUUAUAAAUAAUGACAGCUUUUAUACAAUUAACUAAUUAACUUGUUAAUUGUGAUCAGAAUACAUGAUUGUGAAUCUGCAUAUUUCAUAAUGAUUGUCAACCUUUCAGACACACUUGCCUAAAUAUCUGGUUUAAAAGAAACCGUAACUGUAUAUAUCUGUUAUGUAUUUCUGUAUAUAAAUUCAUAAGGAACAAUAAAAUUUUAUUGUAUUUUCAA
Molecule: messenger RNA, 6299 nt
Organism: Octopus bimaculoides (California two-spot octopus)
Lineage: Eukaryota; Metazoa; Mollusca; Cephalopoda; Octopoda; Octopodidae
Product: A-kinase anchor protein 17A
Source: RefSeq, a predicted model, not a curated record